UAUGUCACUAGAAAACGUAAAAACAGGUCUACCAAACUGUAAUUUGGAUAUAAAUGAAAAUUUUGCCAAUAAAAUUCAUCCAUCGUUAAUAUUGAAUGAAAUUGAUAAAAAUGUUAUUUAUGGUAAAUUUGAACAGCGUCCAAAAAGCAGUUCGGGCGGAACAGUUACAUUAACAAUUUUCAAUAAAAAAUAUAUUGGAUACGGUAUUGAUGAGAUAACUGCAAAAGGAGAUGCAGCGGCAAAAGCUUUGACAGAUAUUGCAAAUAUUGAAUUUUAUAGAUUAGAUAAUGAUCACCCAAAAAUUAAUAUAUCGGAUAAAGCAGUUGAUAAGAUAAAACUUUCAAAGGAUAUUGUGGAGAGAAUCUACGGAAUAGCAUUAACAGAAUAUACUGCAGAUAUUCCUAUUCAACAAGAUUUCUUCAAGUUAAACUUUCAAGUUGAAAGGCAAUACAAAACUAGUUUUAAAGCUAAGGAAAAGUCAAGUAAUACUGUUUAUAAUAUAAAACUUGAAAGGAUUAUCUUUAAAGAAUUCAACGAAAUUAGUAUUCGUCAGAAGAAAAUCAAUCAGUUGAUUCAGUGUAAACAUCAAAAUCUCGUUAAAUAUUAUGAUAAAUGGUUUGAAAUUGAGAAAAGAGCUGAUGGAGUUAAUUGGUUUUCGUCUAAUGAAGAAAAGGGGAGAUUAGAGAGAUUAAAUCAUCUUUCCACUUUAAAUAUGUAUAUUCAAAUGGAAUAUUGUACAGGAACCUUAUCCGAUUGGAUUGAAUCUCGUAUCCCUUCAUCUAAUUUUGAAUAUUUUGAAUUUGAAAAGAGAAUUAUGCUUAUGCUCUUAUCAGCUUUGGAUUAUCUUCAUGAUAAAAAGAUUAUGCAUAAAGACGUCCAACCGAGCAAUAUAUUUGUUAUGAACAAUUCGAACGACUUACUCGUGAAAAUGGGAAAUUUUGAUAUGGGCAUAGAAGCCGAAGAGAAAGAUAAGAAUCUUGUUAAUAGUAUUUACAGAGCUCCAGAAGCCAAGCUAAAUAAUUAUAGCUUUUCAAGUGACAUUUAUGGUUUAGGAGUAAUUGGUUUGCAGUUAUUUAAUCUACAAACUAAUGAACAAGAAUCGCAGGAAAAACUACCUUCCGAUUCAGAAAUCUCUACAAAUCUCAUCCAUAUGACUAGUAUUACGGAAAGUGAAAGACCUUCAGCGAGAACAAUACUCGAUGCUAGAAUCUUUUCCAGUUCCAAUUUGGUAUUGCAUGAAAUAGACUUACUUCUAUAGAUGUUACUAAUAAAAUCUGUUUAUUUGAAUAUACUUAUAAAAAGAAAAGAAAUGAUUAUAAAAACAUAUAUUGCAGUACAUAGUUUUCUAUUUUGCAGUUUUUUUGGCUUUAUAUAUCUUUGUGUUUACAAUGUUGGAAUUAAUUAAGUACGAAGAACAUAUAAUACAACCUUACAUUGAAUAUAUUAUUAGUUGAAACAGGAAGAACCUUCGUGACAGUCUUCGGUACAUUCAAUACAGUUGAUAUUGCAUAAGCAUUUGUCAUCUUUACAAUCUGUUAAACAAAAGCAUCGCGAUGUUCCAGUAGGAUAGAUAAUAGAAGGAUUAAUUUUAAAUUUGGCCAUAUUUUCAACUAAUUCUUCUUCCGUUUCAAUAGUUUUUAAAACAUCUUUAGGGAUUCCUUCUAUGCUAGAAAGUCCCCAAUUUGGUUUACGUCCCAUAAACAAUUCGAAAGCGGUUUUGCAAUCUCUUCGAAUAAUUUUAGUGUUUAUUUCAUAUUGAAUAGAGUGUAUAAACAUUUCCCAAUCCGUUUGAUUAUCUUUUUUAUCCUUUUCCUCGAGUAUCGCUUUCCAAUCUGUGUUAAUUCGUUCACAAUCAUUAGUAUUUUCUGAAUUGUCUGAAUUCUCCAUUACAAUACUGAAUUUAAAAUAUCCUUGGCUGAACUGUAAAAUAUCAUCUAUACUGCAUUUACAUGAAUUGUUUAGUUGUAAAAUUUUAGGUGUUCCAAAACUACUCAUAACGUUCUCCAGCUCAGAGAUAAGUUGUUUCUUUUCAUCUCUCAACGGUCUUAGAAGAGAAAAUUUCGAAUAGUUAUCAACAUAACAAAGAACAUAUUUAAAUCCAUAUUUUGAAUAAUGUUUUAUAUCAACUAUAUCCAGUUCGGCUCUUUUAUGAAAUUCCCGUUCUCUUUUACUUGUUGAUGGUCGAUUUUCGGUAGGUUCUUUUUCAUUUCUUUCUUCUAAGCACGUUUCACAAAAAUUGAUAUAGACAUCAAUAAUGGACGGCGUAAUGUUUGAGUAGGCGGAUAACUCGGACAUCAUUUUAGUCUUUCCACCAUGUUUAGUGUUUUUAUGAGUAGAAUUUAAAAUAAGAAAAAGCUCUUCCAAAGAAACGUAUCUUGAAUUUGCUUUCUUAUUAUCAAUAAGAUAACACUUUCCACUAUCUGUCCGCAAGCGAAAAUUGGUUAUUAGAUAAUUUUCGUAUUUGGUUUUCGUUCCUCUCUUAGAAGCAGCUGCCAGUAAAUCUUUAACUAAUUGCUGAUACUUUUGAUUAGGCCAUAUCUUUUUCAAUUCAUUUGAAUAGUAUCUUUUAAGAAUUUCAUUGUUAAAUUUAAUUUCCAUUUCCUUCAGUUUACUCAUCGUUCAAUACUUAUUUGUAUUACAGAGACUCAUUGUUUUGAAUAUACUCACGAUUGAAAUGAAAUACUUUAUUCAAACAAUCAAAAAGUUG
Molecule: messenger RNA, 2707 nt
Organism: Dimorphilus gyrociliatus
Lineage: Eukaryota; Metazoa; Annelida; Polychaeta; Dinophilidae
Source: the annotation of a GenBank genome assembly